UUGUCUGACCAACAUCCGAGUGUCUUCCUCGUAGUAUAAAACCACUCGCCAAUCCUUCAUUCUGGCAACAACAAAAAAACGAACAUUUUACUGCAGAUAUAUUUCACUACUAUUACAGGGUCGUUAGAGAGGGUUUUGUUUUAUUUACCCCAAACAAAAUCUAUUUUAUAAAUGGGCCCCGUCGUCCAAGCGUUAACUCCCUUACUCGUCUCGCAGAUUGACUUGGGUGCUAUUUAACAUCAGCACGUCUCUUGGGUAACAAACAAAAGAAAGGAUUUCUAUCUAACGCAAUAUUCAACCAGAUCUGAAGAAUGGCAGCGAUCAACGCAGGUGGUUCUCUUGUUGCUACCAACGACUACUACCGAAGGCGCAUCGGCUCCACCUCCAGCAGCAGCUCCUGUGGCAGUUCAGAGUACAGUGGGGAGGUCAUUCCACACCAUCCAGGUCUGCCCAAACAAGACUCUGGACAUUGGUGGUCCAGCUUCUUCUUUGGGAAGCAGAACCAGCCAGGAAUGACCACUCUGACGGAGGAGGCCAAGCAGAAGGCGGCGGCCAUGACUGUGACCAACGGCCAGGUGACCUGCGUUGCCAGGGAGAUGGUGAUGAAGAGGCAGGUCAGCGAAGCUGGGACGUCCGAGCCGGGGAGUCCCCCCCCGUCCUGAGAAACGGGACAAACGCUAGGAGACCGAGGCUGUGUCCUCAUUCCCUAAACCCUUGAUUCUGUUCCAUCCUCCACACUACAUAGAAUGUAUGCCUGUUACAUUGCUUCAUACUAGGUAGUAUGGAUAUUGGAACAUAGCCUUUUUUUUGUUGUCUUAGUAGGACAGGCUGACAAUGAUAGUUGUUCUUAUUUUGUAUCCCGUUUUUUAAAUCUAUGAACAAAAUAUAUAUAUAUAAAAAAAACUUUUUUACAUUUGUAUUUGUCUGUAACACGGUGGUGCCCUCCACUUUUGUUAACUUCUCCACUUUGUCACCCUGUGAUUGCAGAUGUCUAGUAAAAGUUGCCUCAGCCUAA
This is a messenger RNA of Oncorhynchus masou masou (cherry salmon), 1015 nucleotides long. It is a transcript of the gene ppdpfb, whose product is annotated as pancreatic progenitor cell differentiation and proliferation factor b. Gene Ontology annotation, biological process: multicellular organism development; cell differentiation. The record is from RefSeq and is a predicted model, not a curated record. Lineage: Eukaryota; Metazoa; Chordata; Actinopteri; Salmoniformes; Salmonidae. The transcript is spliced from 5 exons. The coding region runs from base 312 to 662 and encodes 116 amino acids.